Echinostoma caproni is the source of this 249-nucleotide messenger RNA. The record is from the annotation of a GenBank genome assembly. Lineage: Eukaryota; Metazoa; Platyhelminthes; Trematoda; Plagiorchiida; Echinostomatidae.
AUGCCUACAAAAAUUGGCCAGUUUAAAUCGGGCUGGUCUAAAAUGAGAACAAUUUUUGUUUUUUUGCUCAUUGUUGGUGUGGCCCUCAGUGCCCCUGCAUACCGGAACCGAUUGCGCUAUCAUGUCAACGCGCAACCCCGAAUGGAAAAGCGUUCCGAGACGGAAAAAGAGUCGAUGAUUCACUUCAAAGAAACCGGUCGAAUCGACACUGAGUCCGCGAAACGGGAAUUGACCUCGAUGCCGCAAGAU